UCCGGCCCUAUUUGCUGUGCUCUGGACGCUUCGCUCUCCUCAGCCCUCCCCGCCUCCCUCCGUCUUCCGGCAUUCCCGCUAUCGCGGAGCGCAGGGGCACUUGCCGCAUCGUCUUCUCCGGUGGCAACGGAAGGUUCGUGGCGUCCUGUGGAUGGCGAAGAUGGACUCGGUGGCUGUGAUGGAGGUGGCGCCGGUGCCGGACCCGCCGUUCAUCGACGCCACUUCCCUGCAGCAGCCGCCGCCGCCCGCGCCGCUGGCGGCGCUUGCGCUGCGCCGCAGCGCUCGUUGCCUCAACAGGCCGGUCCGGCCCAGCUACGCGGAGCAGGAGCCGCCCAAGCCGCCCAGCGGCCGCGGCCGUGGCAAGAGGAAGAGGGACGAGGAGAAGCAGGAGCCGGCGGCGGCGCAGGGUGCUAAGAGCCCGGGCAGGAAGGCCUCCAACGCUGAGCCUGGGGAGAGGAAGCCGAAGCCGGUGAUUGCGGCGGUGCCAAUUUCUUGCGCUGGUGCUCCAGCUGCUGCAGAAGAUGACGGGAUGGGGACCGGGAAGAGCGCCAAGCUGAGGGUGAAGGAGACACUGAGGGCGUUCAACAGCCACUACCUCCACCUUGUGCAGGAGGAGCAGAAAAGAGCGCAGGCUGCACUACAAGAAAUUGAGGCUAAAGGUGGCCUAAAACGUCAGACAAAGGGUAGUAAAAAGAAGGGUGGUAACCAGGAGGUUGAAGUUGAGGAGAAAGAGAAACGCCCAUCAAAACGACCUGAUCUGAAGGCAAUCACAAAGAUGCAAGAAACCAAUGCUGUCCUUUAUCCAGAGAAGAGGAUAGGACAUCUACCAGGGAUCGAUGUUGGAGAUCAAUUUUAUUCUCGUGCAGAAAUGGUUGUGUUAGGCAUCCACAGCCAUUGGCUUAAUGGGAUUGACUACAUGGGGAUGAAGUACCAAGGAAAGAAGGGGUAUGAGAACUUAACUUUCCCACUGGCCACAUGUAUCGUAAUGUCUGGGAUAUAUGAAGAUGAUCUAGACAAGGCUGAUGAAAUUAUUUAUACGGGUCAAGGAGGAAAUGAUUUACUUGGCAACCAUCGCCAAAUUGGCUCUCAACAGUUGAAACGUGGAAAUUUAGCGCUGAAGAAUAGCAGGGAUAAUGGUAAUCCUAUCCGAGUUAUUCGGGGUCAUUCGUCAAAGACUAGCUAUACUGGUAAAGUGUACACCUAUGAUGGACUUUACAAGGUUGUAGACGACUGGGUGCAGAACGGACUGCAAGGUCAUGUUGUUUUCAAGUAUAAAUUGAAGCGACUUGAGGGUCAGCCAUCAUUGACAACUUCUGAGGUGCGAUUUACUCGAGCAGAAGCGCCCACAACUAUUUCUGAAUUACCUGGUUUGGUUUGUGACGACAUUUCUGGAGGGCAAGAAAAUCUUCCCAUUCCUGCUACUAACUUAGUUGAUGACCCGCCUGUUCCUCCAUCUGGUUUCACGUACUUGAAGUCUCUAAAAAUUACAAAGGGCAUCAAGAUGCCGUCUAAUAUUAUUGGCUGCGAUUGUGAAGGAGAUUGCGCUAGCAACAAAAACUGUUCAUGUGCUCAGCGCAAUGGUUCUGAUCUUCCUUACGUAUCAUAUAAGAAUAUUGGCAGGUUGGUGGAGCCCAAAGCAGUUGUAUUUGAAUGUGGGGCUAACUGCAGCUGCAAUCACAACUGUGUGAACAGAACAUCUCAACAGGGUUUGCAGUAUCGCCUAGAGGUAUUCAAGACAGCUUCAAAAGGUUGGGGUGUCAGGACUUGGGACACUAUCCUCCCUGGGGCUCCCAUCUGUGAGUACACUGGGGUGUUGAGGAGGACUGAGGAUUUGGAUGGUUUGCAGAACAACUAUGUUUUUGACAUUGACUGUCUUCAAACCAUGAAGGGUUUGGAUGGAAGGGAGAAAAGGGCUGGCUCUGAAAUGCACCUGCCCAACCUCCAUCCUGAGAAUGAUUCAGAGGCACCACCUGCGCCAGAGUACUGCAUAGACGCUAGUUCUAUUGGCAAUUUUGCAAGGUUCAUAAACCACAGUUGCCAACCUAACCUUUUCGUCCAAUGCGUCUUGAGCUCGCACAAUGACGUUAAGCUGGCAAAAGUAACACUUUUUGCUGCUGACACUAUACUUCCUCUUCAGGAGCUAUCCUAUGACUAUGGUUAUCGCUUGGACAGUGUUGUUGGGCCUGAUGGAGAAAUUGUGAAGCUGCCUUGCCACUGUGGUGCUCCUGAUUGCCGGAAACGCCUCUACUAGACCUGCUGGGUGUUUCCAUUUGGAUUUUGGAGGAAACAAGUAAUAUUGUAGGAAUGCAGCCGUAGUAUCUGCAUAGUUGACAGGCUCUGAUAUAUAGCAAAAGAGGAGCGACUUGAUCUCCUUUUAGAGCAUUCAUAUUUUGUCAUAUGUAGGGGACAUGCCAGACAUGGUAGCAUAUUUUGCAGACUAUCAAUUAACCGAUGUCUAGUGGUGGAACAUUUAACCUAUAUAAAUAUAUAUACUACAUGUUUAGUCAUGGUUUGAUUUGA
Panicum hallii is the source of this 2520-nucleotide messenger RNA. RefSeq names its product histone-lysine N-methyltransferase, H3 lysine-9 specific SUVH4. The transcript has 16 exons. Gene Ontology annotation, molecular function: zinc ion binding; protein binding; histone methyltransferase activity. Gene Ontology annotation, cellular component: nucleus. The coding region runs from base 152 to 2251 and encodes 699 amino acids. The record is from RefSeq and is a predicted model, not a curated record. Lineage: Eukaryota; Viridiplantae; Streptophyta; Magnoliopsida; Poales; Poaceae.